Messenger RNA from Periconia digitata, 1057 nucleotides. The record is from the annotation of a GenBank genome assembly. Lineage: Eukaryota; Fungi; Ascomycota; Dothideomycetes; Pleosporales; Periconiaceae.
CCUUCAUUUGUGAUGACCGGAAAUUCUCCUUUGACAUGCGCGAGUCCACCGAGAGACCGAGCAAAGAAACCAUUGGUAUCAAUUGCCCGGAAAAAACAGUUGACGAAGAAGUGUGGGGUGCACUUGGACACACCGAAUAACCGCCCUGUGGUGCGUGGCGUGCAUUUGAGCGCAUUUCCGUGCCUGCGUGCAUUAGAGCCCCGUGCAAUAAACAAAUCCGUUCUCGUCAUUUGUCGUGCGAAUGCCCGGCCCCCAAGCCCCAGCUUAGGGUGCACCAACUACGUUGGAAUUAGGUGCUUAGUCAGUCAAGUCCGGCCGGCUCUAGGGACUUGUGUAUGGGAAAUGAGAACAAUGAUGAGCAUACAUAGGCGAAACACGAUAGGGACAAGGAAUCCUAUCGGUGUAGGGAUCUCGAGAUAUAGUAUGAAAAUAUGGAACGGAUUGCCUAUUUGAGCAUCACUGCAUAGUGGAAUAAUUCGUCCGGGGUCUUCGAAAAGGCAUUCACAGGGUUCGAUUCAGCAAUGCCAUGUAGCACCGUGUCAGGAAAGGCAUUUCUUACGAAUGUUAUGAACUUGGAGUCAGUUAUGUAGUCAUCUUAUCGCGUAACUAGACUACUUUGCUGUGAGCGCGAGGAUCUAUACACCAAAUGUACAUGUGUACUGGUUGAAGCCAUCUCCGAGAUUUGCUUCAAGCUUCAUGUCAAACAAAUAAACCACAUCUCCUAGAGUUACACCAUUCCUCAGAAAUGAGAACUCCAAUUGGUACAACCCUACCACCAUCUCUGUCCAAAACCAUGACAUCUCAACCCGGCCGCGGAUAUCCACCAACUCCGGAUUUAAGACCGGACAUCUCCGUUUCGACUCGUACAUUCACCAAGCUUUUGCUUUACAUCAACAUUAGCAAAAUCCCAGGUACCCGAACCAAUAACCCAACUGCAACCCUAAGAUGGCAUUCAUCUCCCCCAAGAUCUGCCAAGUGUUACACACCGAUCUCCAAUCUUCUAUGCCCGCUGAACAUGCUUCACUGCGUGCGUAAUGCACCCACGGUUCACAUCUUG